This is a messenger RNA of Sinocyclocheilus grahami, 2415 nucleotides long. RefSeq names its product thrombospondin type-1 domain-containing protein 7B-like. The coding region runs from base 76 to 2415 and encodes 779 amino acids. NCBI's taxonomy places the organism in Eukaryota, Metazoa, Chordata, Actinopteri, Cypriniformes, Cyprinidae. The transcript has 16 exons. The record is from RefSeq and is a predicted model, not a curated record. Gene Ontology annotation, cellular component: plasma membrane. Gene Ontology annotation, biological process: actin cytoskeleton organization.
GUGCUCCACUGAACAGGGCAGCUUGUUCCUGAGGAGCUCUGUGAAGAUGAGCCGCCCCCUAAAGAGGUGUCCUGCAUGAUGGCGUGUUCAGGUGACUGUGUGCUCAGCUCAUGGUCUGAUUGGUCCUCCUGCUCCCACAGCUGCUCCAGUAAAAACUCAGAGGGCAGACAAAGCCGCACACGGACCAUAUUAGGCUUGCCGGGAGAAGCUAAGGCAUGUCCAGCUGCUACUGCUCUGGAGGAGUGGAGAACUUGUAAUGAUCAUCCAUGCAUCACGUUCUACUGGGAAGCGUCGCCAUGGGGACCAUGCAUUGAGGACUCCUCCAUGAAUCUAAAUGGCACCGGCUACUGGAACGGAACAGCCACCUGUGCAGUCGGUGUGCAGAUUCGUAAAGUGGUCUGCAUGAAAAUGGGCAUCGGGCCAGUUAUUCCCAAAAGGUGUCCAGAAUCUGCCCGACCAGACACUAUUCAGCCCUGUUUACUGCCCUGUAAGAAAGAUUGCAUUGUGACUCCUUUCAGUGAAUGGACAGCCUGCCCUACCACAUGCCUGCCAGUGAACAGCAGCAUGCCCUCGCAGUCACGAUUCAGGAUCAUCAUCCAGCGGGCGGCCAAUGGGGGUCAAGAGUGUCCAGAUACUUUAUAUGAGGAGAGAGAAUGUGAGGCUCUUCUGGUUUGUCCUAUUUACAGAUGGAAGACACACAGAUGGCAUCCAUGUACUCUGGUCCCAGAUUCUGUCCAGCAGGGAAUGACGGGAGCCAGUGAAUCGUGUGGUAAAGGAUUAGAGAUGAGAGGAGUGAGCUGUGUGGAUGAGUAUGAUGAGAUGGCAGCUGUGUCAGAGUGUCUCCAGUGGGCCGGGCCGAUGCCGUCACGCUUCAGGAGCUGCUGGGUGCCAUGCAGGGAUGACUGCACCUUCAGUUCCUGGUCUAAAUUCUCUGAAUGCUCUGGCUGUGGAAGCCGACGUACACGCAAACGCACACUAACAGGUUGGAGCCGGAAACAAGACCGCUGUCAGCGGAAAGACUUGUACCCUCUGGUGGAGUCUGAGCCCUGUCCGUGUGAGGAGUUUGUUUCUCAGCCAUGUGGUAAUUGGACGUCUUGUAUCCUAUCGGAGACCCCAGCACAAGGAUCCCUCCAGGGAUGGAGGGGUCAGCAAGAGGCGCGUGACUGCGGUCAGGGAUUGCGUUAUCGUACUGUGGUCUGUCUGGACCACGGAGCCCACCUGGUUAGCCCAGACCGCUGCAGUGAAUCUGGUCUGGUGAAGGAGGUCUGCCACAUACCCUGCCCUCUGGACUGCAAGCUGAGCGACUGGUCGCCGUGGUCGGCCUGCAGCGCCUCCUGUGGCAGCGGGCUGAAAAUCAGAUCCAAAUGGCUACGGGAGAAGCCGUUCAAUGGCGGGCGGCCAUGCCCCAAACUAGACCUGAAGAAUCAGGCUCAGGUGUAUGAGGCUGUGCCCUGUCGAAGUGAGUGCGGUCAGUACGAGUGGGUAACAGACCCCUGGUCAGUCUGCACCAUCAACACAGUGGACGAGCUGCCAGCCUGUGGUGAGGGUGUCCAAAGCCACAAGAUUCGGUGUGUGAGGCGUGGCAGUGGGGAUCUGGUUAGCAGUGUGAAUGAGACCCUGUGCGACCAGGAAGAAAUCCCUCUCCAAGCUCAGACCUGCAUCCUGCCAUGCCCUAAUGACUGUGUGAUGUCCCAGUGGAGUCAAUGGAGCACCUGUUCAAUAUGCAUUCACAGAUGUCUCUUCACGUACAUCUCUGUUGCAGGUGUUAUGAUUCGCUCUCGCAGCAUGCUUCAGCAAGCUCAUGAAGAGGGACGCCCGUGCGCCUCUCAGCUUUCCCUGACCAAACCCUGUCCCAUCAGCCCCUGCUACACGUGGCUUCUGAGCGAUUGGUCUCCCUGCACAGUGGAGGGGGCAGAAUGUGGAGAGGGCAAGAGGGAGAGGAACCUGACGUGUGUGGUGCACUGGUCAGACUGGCCGGACAACUCCUUCCCUUCGAAAACGGUAGAGGACGAGAAAUGUGGAGACCGGGUGAGAAAGGAAAGCGAGCAGGAACUGCAGCAGCCCUGUUUCGUCCCCUGUCCAGGUGUUAUGAUUCGCUCUCGCAGCAUGCUUCAGCAAGCUCAUGAAGAGGGACGCCCGUGCGCCUCUCAGCUUUCCCUGACCAAACCCUGUCCCAUCAGCCCCUGCUACACGUGGCUUCUGAGCGAUUGGUCUCCCUGCACAGUGGAGGGGGCAGAAUGUGGAGAGGGCAAGAGGGAGAGGAACCUGACGUGUGUGGUGCACUGGUCAGACUGGCCGGACAACUCCUUCCCUUCGAAAACGGUAGAGGACGAGAAAUGUGGAGACCGGGUGAGAAAGGAAAGCGAGCAGGAACUGCAGCAGCCCUGUUUCGUCCCCUGUCCAGGCUAUCGUUGA